AUGGCCGAGCCGCGGGGCGACAUCCCCGCCGGCCGGCGGCUCCUGCGCGAGCACCACGGCCAGCUGGCCAAGGUGGCCGACUACUGCGAGAGCAGCUACGUGCAGGCGAGCGACAAGAGGAAGGCGCUGGAGGAGACCAUGGCCUACAGCACGCAGUCCCUGGCCAGCGUCACCUACCAGAUCGGCGCGCUGGCCGGCAGCUUCCUGGAGCUGCUGGAGCUGCAGGCGGCCGAGCUGCGCAGGGUGGAGGCCGACCUCAACUGCGUGGCCCUGCUGGUCGACAUGCACAAGGAGAAGGUGGCGCGGCGCGAGGUCGGCUCCCUCRCCGGCCCCAGGCGCUUCCCGGCCUCCCAGAAGGUCGUUUCUCCGGCCAGCCCGCCCAGCCUGGAGCCCUAUUACAGGAAACCCCUCAACUUCAGCGUCCUGGACGACGUCGGGCACGGCAUCAAGGACCWGAGCACCCAGCUGUCCCGCACCGGCACCCUGGCGCGGAAGGGCGKGAAGGCGGCCGCGGGCACCCUGGGGAGGGGCCCGCGCAUCCCCGAGCCCGUCCAGCCCCCCGUGGUCCCCGAGGGAAAGCUCUCCGCCGCCUCCUCCUCUUCCUCCUCCUCGCUGGCAUCCACCAGCUCCGGCGGAGCCCCGGGCCCGGCAGGUGACGGUGUCCCCGCGCCGCCGCCGCCGGCCUCGUGUGUGCCGCCCGCCCUGGGCCUGGCCAGCGUCCCGCCGCCGCCGCCACCGCUGCCCGGGGACCUGCCACCGCCGGGGGACCUGGACCUGCCACCAGGGCAAAGCUCCCAAGAGGCAGCUGGAUCCAUGGCAUCCUCCUCUGCCCGGCGGGGGCUCGCGGGAAGCUCCACGGGCCCCCCGGGAGCGACGCGCAGCCCAGGAGGCCAACGCGGGCGGAGGCUUCGGGAUUCGGCCUCYGGGAGAGCCCGGGAGCGCCCGGAGCUGCAGGUUCAAGGCCAGAACCGGCAGAUCCUGCUAAGGACCAGAGGGGCCCCAAAGGAGCCGCGGGAGCAGGAUGUGGAGCAGGAGCCGGACGAGCUCCCGCCUGCGGGGCCCUGCGUUUAA
Molecule: messenger RNA, 1071 nt
Organism: Nothoprocta perdicaria
Lineage: Eukaryota; Metazoa; Chordata; Aves; Tinamiformes; Tinamidae
Gene: ABI3
Product: ABI family member 3
Exons: 7
Coding region: 1-1071 (356 amino acids)
Biological process (GO): regulation of cell migration
Cellular component (GO): lamellipodium
Molecular function (GO): SH3 domain binding
Source: RefSeq, a predicted model, not a curated record